This is a messenger RNA of Dothidotthia symphoricarpi CBS 119687, 1700 nucleotides long. Its product is annotated as release factor. The record is from RefSeq and is a predicted model, not a curated record. Gene Ontology annotation, molecular function: translation release factor activity. The transcript has 3 exons. Gene Ontology annotation, biological process: translational termination. Lineage: Eukaryota; Fungi; Ascomycota; Dothideomycetes; Pleosporales; Dothidotthiaceae. The coding region runs from base 268 to 1521 and encodes 417 amino acids.
GGAGACGCGAUUUAGAUAGCUGAUGUCAACGGUUAUCCACGGACUGGGGCAACUGCCGAUUUCGCUGCAAGCUACCUCGGAGCAACUCCCAGCGACCCGUUCUCUAUUCAUGACGUUCUUUGGUGCAAUACUGAUGCAUUGGCAAGGCGAAAGUGGAGUCGAAGUGGAAGGUUCGAUCACGUGUAGCGUGACGUGAUGAACCCUGGAGAGUUUCGAAAGCGCGUCGCUGGUGGUUGGCUCUUCAAGCUUCGACUCACAAAAUAAGCAAUGGUGUUGGCAUCGCCCUGGGUUUGUCGCAAUUGUCUUUCGCGUGUUGCAAGGCCACUAUUUAGACGACACAUUCGGUUGCAGUCAACAGUUGCGAAAACCGAGUCCAUACCGCCUGCUCUCCUCACCAGGGCCCGCACUCUUGCUUCCGAGUCCCAGAGUCUGACAGACCAACUUGCCAAUGGCUUCGACACGCGCGCCGCGAAGAAAUUGGGAGAAUAUAGCCCCGUCGUCAAUGCGCUGAAGGAUUGGGACAAGGCCAAUGAGUCUGUAGCAGAGCUGACAUCGCUGAUCCACGACUCUACCACCGACCCUGAACUACGAUCUCUGGCGGCCGACGAUCUCACAGAGACACGGACAGAGCUCACCAGUGCCUCACAAAGCCUCAUCACUUCCCUUGUACCAGUACACCCAUUCGCACAUCUGCCAUGUUUGCUCGAAAUUCGCCCCGGAGCAGGUGGAUCGGAAGCUGCCAUCUUUGCAGGCGACCUGUUCCGCAUGUACCAAGCCUUCUGCAACCACCAUGACUUUCGCACCAACAUCUUGAAGUACGAGAACAUCAAUGGAACAUCAGAAGCGGGAAUUCCACUCGCCGAAGCUAUAAUCGAGGUGGAAAACGACGGUGCGUAUAGCGUGUUCAGAUGCGAGGCGGGCAUACACCGGGUGCAACGUGUGCCUGCCACCGAAACAAAGGGGCGUACGCACACCAGUGCAGUAUCAGUGCAUGUAUUGCCUAGUCUGGAGGAAGAUUCAGCCAUACAAGAAGACUUCAACAACCCAGAAAGCGAUUACUAUAUCGACCUCAAGGAGGUGAGACAGGAGGUCAUGAGAGCGAGCGGUGCUGGCGGCCAGCACGUCAAUAAAACAGAAUCAGCAGUGCGGCUUACGCAUAUACCCACCAACACGGUCGUUUCCAUGCAAGAUUCGAGAUCCCAGCACAAAAAUAAAGAGAAGGCUUGGGGACUGCUUCGCUCGCGUAUCGCUCAGACGCGACGUGAGAAACGGGAAGAGGAGAUGGUGAAUAUGCGACGGAGCGUUGUGGGCGUGGCCAAAAUGGGCCGCGGAGACAAGGUACGAACCUACAAUUGGAAUCAACAAAGAGUUACGGACCACAGAAGUGGGAUGACUGUACAUGAUCUCGACGAUGUCAUGGGGGGCGGCCAAACUCUCGAAAAUGUCAUGGAGAGCGUCCGCAGCUGGCUUAUGGAGCGAGACGUUGAGACUUUGAUUGCUGAGGAGGCAGAGAAGAAAUGAUCAACCCAUUCUUUCUCUGUCUGUCUCUUCGUUUCAUAGCACAUCUCGAUACAUCGGUUGCCUUUGCCGAACCCUCAAGCGGGAUAGCAAUGGAUAUGUGCAACAGGACACUGCUCCUAUCGGCGCCCUUGGCCAGUGGAACGGGACGGUAGCUUUCCCGUAUCCGAUCAGCUGGAAAC